CGGUCACAUCACAUUUUGUUGUUGUCGCGGUCGGAAAAGUGCACGGAGUUACGGUCGUCGAUUCGUCGAUUUUCCGUUAAAUACAGCAUAUAAAUUCCAAAACAAAUGUGCGCACUCGCCGCCGCCGUAAACGCAUCGCAAUAAGAUGUUUUCCUACCCGUGUACAAGCAACACAAUACGCAUCUAAACGCAAACGUCGUUGUCGACGCAUUAUUACAGCUACAAAAGGAGCAGAGUGGCAUACAAAAUAAUAUCGUUGCAAAAAAAAGUGAAAUUAAGUGUUUUAAACAAAAGGAAGAGAAACCAUAAAAAAACAUGAACAUGACAUGGCCGCGUCUCGUUUACACAAUAACUCAAAAUUAAUUUAAUAUGCUGGCAAAUGAGCAAAGCGAAAAGCAAGCUAAAAGGCUUUGAAUUGCGAAGGAGCUCCUGAACGGCUGCUUUUAUCGCCAUGGCCGCCGCAUCUGCUGGCCAGCAACAGCAGCAACAUCAGCACCAGCACAAGCUGAACAUAGCUGGGAGUGCUGAGACGGUGGUCAGCGGGAUGCAUCAUCAGCAGCAGCAACAUCAGCAGCAGCAGCAUCCACAGAUCAAUAUGUUCAAGCAGCAGCAGCAAAUGUUGCCUCUGCAGCAGCAACAUCAUCAGUUUUUCCAGCAGCAACAGACGAAAUUUGUAUCGCGGGUCGUUACAAGUGCAGCGGUGCAUCAGCAGCAGCAGCAGCAACACCACCAACAGCAGCAACAGCAACAGAUAUUACCAGCUGGCUUUGUAAACGGCAAUGGUAGCGGCAACAUGAUGCAAGUAGCAAAUCUGCAUCUGCAGCAGCAACAACAGCAGCAGCAGCAGCAGCGAAACAGUCAGCAGCACAUAUUUGUCUGCCCCACCAGCAACCAGCAGCUCCUUUUGCAACAGCAACAGCAGCAGCAGCAACAACAGCAACAAACCAAACAGCGCCAGGCGCAAAUAAAGUUGCCAAUAAAGUCAGCGGCAACAACGGGAGUAACGGCGGCAACUGUUGCUGCUGCAACGGCUGCUACUGGGGCAACGCAUUGCAUGUCGACAACAAUUGCGGCGCGUCAAAUGAGUCAGAACAAUCAGCUCUAUGCCAAGAAUGUUGCCAAAGCCAACAAUGCCAGUAGCAAUGGCAAUAUCAACAGGAAGACGGCCACUAGCUACAAUGGAAAUUUGGCCCCUGGCUGGCGUCGCUUGACCAACAACAAUGAGGUGGCCUAUAUCAGCCCCUCGGGCAAAACGCUGCGCACGCAGUUCCAGAUCAAGGACUAUCUGCUCACACAGGGUACCUGCAAGUGCGGCCUGCCGUGUCCGCUGCGCCCGGAGUACCUAUUCGACUUUAAUGCCCAGGUGCCCAACCAGCCGCUCAAGUUGCCAACGGAGGCGUCAACGGUGACGCCAACACCUUGCCUGCACCAGCGGCGAUUUCUUGAAUCUCAGCAGCUUCAGCUGCCACAGCAGCAGCAGCAGCAACAGCAACAUCUACAGCAUCAGCAGCAGCCACAACAGGCUGUCAAAGAUGUAUCUGUAGCCGUAGCCGUAUCCGUAUCUGGGCCAGCAGCUGUCAGCGAUGUGUUCUCCACGCUGAUGACAUCGACAGCGAGAACGGCGACGAUGGCGACACCAACAGCAGCAACAUCACCAGCCCAGGCGGCAACAACCACCACACAUGAAAUGGCCAACAAAGACGCUGAUUGCCACAAAUACGGCAAUAACAAAUUACCUGCCACAAACCGGACGGCGACCACGCCCACGCCAGCUCCAACGCCCCCGCCUCAGCAUCCGAAUGCGAUGCCAACUAGUCAAGCAUUAGCAUUAGGCGGAAUUCCAGUUGGCGGCCAUCCCAAGCGUCCAACUGGGGGCCAUGUGAUAAAGCAACCCGCCACCGUUCUUGGGCCACCAUCCACGCCGCCCUUGGCUGUUGGUGGAGCCAACACAGUCAUCCAACAGCAGCAGCAGCUACAGCAACAUCCAAACUUUAAGGACGAUCCUGCUGGCUAUCUGCAACAGCAAACAGCACUGUUGCAUAACAGCCUUGGAGUCGGUUUGGAGGCAACGAAAACGGCGGCUGGAACUUCCACUGCGAGAGCUCUGCCACAGGAACCCAUUGUUCACAGCUCGCAGCAGCAACAGCAGCAGCAGCAGAUGCAGCGUCAAAAGAUCCGUCGUCUGUCGCUCUUUGGAAAAUGGGAAACGGAUCCAGCACCUGCCACCAAUUCCCAACCAACAAAUGGAACACGAGCACUGCAAGUGGAUGCUGCCGCCUUUGCACGACCUCAGAAACCACAGGUCACUUGCGUAACGCUGGUGCCACCUCCACAGGAGUCUCCAGUAUCGAGUAGUGCAGCCGAGACGCUAGAGAAGCGACCCGAGCAGGUGGGAGCCAUAUCCACCAGUCUCGAGAGUCCGCGGCAGAGUCUGUCGUCGCCCACGGAUUCGGUUGACUCUGCAAAGAGCACGCCUUCAGCUUCACCCAAACCCCAAACACAAGUCCCAAUGCAGCCGCAGUUGCUGCAGAUGCGCCCGCAUCUCCAGGCCAAUCUUUCCGCUCAAGCGCCCGUCACCGUGCCCGCCCAUGUACGUGUCAUGCGUCAGCAGCAGGCUCAGAUCAUUCCCGGUCAACGAUUGCCAGUGGCUAGCAGCAGUGCUGCGAUGGCCACGAUGACCAGGAGCAUAGUGACGUCCACGGCGGGAACGAGUACGAUUACAGGGCGGCCUGUGGCCACCACGUUAACCAGCUCGAAUCCCACUGUGGCGCAGUUGCAAUCCAUGGCGAAUGCCAUGAAUGGAGCAGGUGGUGGUGGACAAUUGAUAAUGACUUCUUCGGGACAACUACUGGUCAUACCGACGCCCAGCAAGCAGACAACGCAACAUCAUCGCCCAGGUCAGCCCGGACAAGGUGUCAUCAUCCAGCAGCAGCAGCCGGCGGAAUUGCAUCCUCAACCGGGUGGUGGUUAUAUCGUCAGCCAGCCCUCUCCGGUGGCGGCGGCAAGCUCCAGCAGUAGCAGCAGCACUGUGAUCCUAAACUCCGGUGGAGCCAAGUUGCUGCACCACCAGAUCAUCACCUCGCAGGCUGGACAGAUUAAUCAGGCGACUUCGGGAGGAGCAGGAAACCAGCCGCAGACGGUGCUGCUCAACACACUGCCCAAUGGAGGUUACAUCGUCCAGCAGCAGCCGCAAACGCAGUCGCCACAGCAGGCAGAACAGAUCCUGGCGAUGCCGCAACCGCCUCCGGCGCAAACACUUAUCAUCAGCUCGCCGGACACCAAGAGGAGAGCGCGGAAGCGAAAAAGUUCUGUAUGCCAUACACCGCCGCCAAGUGGAUCGCCCGCCAAAAUCAUUUCGCCUCAGAUCUCGCCCAGCAUCCCAAGCCAGGCACCAGGCACUCUGCUUCACCAGCAGGCAGCUGCAGCGGCGGCUGCUGCUCCUCAAUUCCAGCAACAAUUCCAAUUGAGUCCUAGCAUUCAGGGAAUUGUGGUAAACAAACCUAAUCCUCCUCAGCAACCACAGACGCAGCAGCUUCUGCUCCAGAACGGGCAAAUCUUGCAACAGGUUAAUCUCAUUGGACAGCAGCUUCUCAUGCCCGCCGGGUUGGUAAUGGGACCAGAUGCCACACUGUUACAAAUCCAGAAUAUGCCCGCAACAAGCUUGAUGACCCCGCAGGGUCCCGUGAUGUUGAGAACGCCAUCCCCACAGAACAAGCCCUCUUUCAUUUCCCCGAGUGCCGGAGGCCAACAGUACUUAGUGGGUGCCAAUGGCCAGUUGAGUCCCAUCGGUCAGAUCUACUCCACGCCCAUGGGUCUGGUCAUGCCAACCGGUCAGCAGGGAGGUGCAUCCUUUGUGCAGGCUAGUCCCACGACAACAACUAUACAGAUCCAACAACAGCCAGCCCCGCAGCCCACGCAGAUCAGUUUGCAGCCAGCACAGGCCACCUACAUGACAGAGACGGUGAUGAGUCGCCAGGGAACGGCCGCCAGUCCGCCGGACACAACUACCUGUAGUCCACGAAGUCCGGAGCGACCUUCCAGCCAUCGCAGCAGUGGUAGCGAUAUGGUACAAUGUGUAUCCAGUUCGGAGCCGGAUGCAGCUGUCUCUCCCCAAAGUACUGAGAGCCGGCAGUCGCCCUCUUCAACGGACUGUGAGAGGAGCAUUUGUAAGAACAAUGUGUUUACCCAGCCCAGUGGGAUCUACAAGCACUCGGAGCCAAAGAUCAGACGCAUCCACAUCACCUCACAGACGUCGGCGGAGAAUGGAAUUAGCCUGAUGCAGGGACAAGGUAUGCGCCUGGCGACAUCUAACACAAACUCCACAUCUGCAUCCAUGUCUAUAACAUCGUCAUCGUCGGUACCACUAACCACAACUGCUCUGGCUGGUCAACGCCAGCUUAUGCACCGCCAGCAGGCCGUGCACCACCACACUCCAAACAUCUCCAACAACCAUCCAAACACCUUCCUUCAUAGCCACAAAGUAGUUAACUUUGACUACCAGGAGUCGCCCACGACAACGCAGCUGCUUUCAUCAGUUCCAAUCGCUCAAACAACGGUCGAGAAGACGUCGGUCAGGACGCCCACGAAACGUUCGCGCCGCCCGCAACGAGGGGCACCGCGUGCGGCGCCCUCGGCGUCCGAUAGAAGUUUCCCGCUGCCACCACGAUCCUUUGCCAUUGGGGAACUGAUAUGGGGUCCGGCUCGGGGCCAUCCCGCCUGGCCCGGAAAGAUCGUCAAGAUGCCAGACGGAGUGUGCACGCCGUCGCAGCAGUUCGACCACGUCUGGGUUCAGUGGUUCGGCGGCGGCGGUCGUUCGACCUCCGAGCUGAUUCCGGUCAACUCAUUGCAGAGUCUCUCCGAGGGUCUGGAAGCACAUCACAAGGCCCAGAAGGAUACGAGAAAGAGCCGCAAACUGAACUCGCAGCUCGAGCGGGCCAUACAAGAAGCAAUGACUGAGUUGGAUAACAUUUCAGCCUCCUCGACACCCGCAGCCACAUCCUCGUCAUCAGCAACCAUCGCUGCUGUUCCCGCAUCAGCAGGACCAGCUGUAAUUGGCGGACAACAGCAGUAUCAGCAGCAGCAGCAGCAGCAGCAGUCGCCCUCUUCAACGAACAACAAAAUAAAUGGACUCGCGCGGAGCAAGCGCCAGGCCAACACAAGUGGGGCCAGCAUGGUGCUGACCACCAGCACGGCGGCCACAUUGAGUGGCCUCUUCAAUCAGCAGCGAGCCAAACCCAUACGCAUUGCUCCGGCUCCACCGGUGGCCACAACGGGCACGGGCAACAUUGGGACGAUAGCAGCAGCUGGAGCUGCAGCAGCUUCAACUGGAACCGGGACAGCGACCACUCCGGCCCGUUCCGAGAUCGUGAAGCUGGCCAAAUGACCAGCGCUGUCGACGUUGUCGUCGACAGUGAGCACAGCCAGCUACACCCUCGUUAUCGGGCAUAAGUAGUGGGCAGCAGGAGGAUACAUACCGCCAGGCCAUACAUAUAGAGCUAUCCAUACAUAUGUGACGAUACGAGUAUAGAGUUUAGUGUUAGGUGUCAGGCCUCAGCUUUGGAGUUUGUUGUUUUGUAUUCUUUGACAGACUCCCCGCUUAGUUGCGUCGCUGGGCGGCGCGCGCCACACUUUCGAAAUAGACAAUAAAACAGCAAGAUGAUGUUAAUGAAAAUCAA
Messenger RNA from Drosophila mauritiana, 5675 nucleotides. Its product is annotated as mucin-5AC. The coding region runs from base 452 to 5383 and encodes 1643 amino acids. Lineage: Eukaryota; Metazoa; Arthropoda; Insecta; Diptera; Drosophilidae. Gene Ontology annotation, molecular function: chromatin binding; DNA binding. The record is from RefSeq and is a predicted model, not a curated record. The transcript has 10 exons. Gene Ontology annotation, cellular component: nucleus; chromocenter.